Messenger RNA from Labeo rohita (rohu), 2158 nucleotides. RefSeq lists its product as uncharacterized. The coding region runs from base 612 to 1901 and encodes 429 amino acids. Lineage: Eukaryota; Metazoa; Chordata; Actinopteri; Cypriniformes; Cyprinidae. The transcript has 6 exons. The record is from RefSeq and is a predicted model, not a curated record.
CACCCCUAGUCAGAGGUCAAAUAUGAUUGACAGCUCACAACACUAAAUAAAACACCAGUAGAUACUGAUUUCUAAACCGGUAUUUCACUCUUUUAUUAGUUUUCACACAAGGCCAGAAUUCAUAUGAAAAUGUAAGAUCAGCAAAAGCUUGUUGAUUUUCGUGAUGUUAAAGGAGAUGAACAUGUGAGCGGAAACUAACUAAGGUUGGGGGAGGAUUCAUCCAGAUAAAUAUCACAGUUCAGUCGUGAGUGUUUUCAGACAUUUUAAGCAUCACUAUCGUAAACUUUUCAGUGAACCGAUGAAGAAAAUGUUUCUCAAAUUAGUUUCAUUCUGUUUGUGUUUGUGGCAUCUGGUUGGUGAGUUUGAAAUGUGAUUUUAUGGCUUCAGUUGCUUCUCUUCUGGUAUUACAUAAUAAAUCACUUGUUAAAUUAAUCAGAGGAUUAACAUUUACUGUUAUUUUCAUAUGGAAAUACAUCAAAUCAACAUCAAAUGAGUUUAAAGCUUAAUCUGUAAGAAAAAAAAAUUAUUCAGGUGUGUUUGGCAAUGAAGUGGAGUCAUUAAUAGUGGUGGAGGGAGAUUCAGUCACUCUAAACUCUGGUCUUGUUGAAGUAAUGGAUGAUGCUGUGAUUCAUUGGAGCUUUGGAAAUGAAAACACUUUAAUAGCUGUGAUCAAUAAACGGCUCAAAGGCAUGACUGUAUAUGAUGAUGUUCUUGAUGGGAGAUUCAGAGACAGACUGAAGCUGGACAAACAAACUGGAUCUCUGACCAUCACAAACACCACAACUGAACACGCUGGAGGUUAUAAACUACAGACCAACAGUGUGAAAAAGCGUUUCGAAAUCACUGUAUUUGGAGGACAGAAGUCAGUGUCGGUGAAGAAGGGAGAUUCAGUCACUCUAAACUCUGGUCUUACUGAAAUAAUGGAUGAUGAUGUGCUUCAGUGGUGGUUUGUAAGGAAAAACGCUUUAAUAGCUGAAAUCAAUAGACAGGUCGACAGCAUGACAGUAAGAGACAGACUGAAGCUGGACAAUCAAACUGGAUCUCUGACCAUCACAAAUAUGAGAAUCACAGAUGCUGGAGUUUAUCAGCUACAUAGCAAGUACACUGUUGGGACUAUGUUCUCUCUCAGUGUCCACAAUGAAAUUUCAGUGAUGGAGGGAGAUUCAGUCACUCUAAACAAUGAUCUUAUUGGAACACCGAGCGACGAUAUAAUUGCGUGGAGGUUUGAAAAAGAAAGCGCUGUGAUGGCUUUGAUCCUUAAACGGACCAACGAAGCUGGUGUACGUGAUGAUGUUCUUGAUGGGAGAUUCAGAGACAGACUGAAGCUGGACAAUCAAACUGGAUCUCUGACCAUCACAAACAUCACAAUAAAACAUGCUGGAGAUUAUGAACUGCAGACUAACACACUGACUGAGAUUUUCAGACUCACUGUCUAUGCUCGUCUGCCUGUUCCUGUCAUCAGCAGUAACUCUUCAAACUGUUCAUCAUCAUCAUCAUCAUCAUCAUCAUCAUCAUCAUAUUGUUCAUUGUUGUGUUCAGUGGUGAAUGUGAGUCAUGUGACUCUCUCCUGGUACAAAGGAAACAGUUUAUUGUUCAGCAUCAGUGUGUCUGAUCUCAGCAUCAGUCUCUCUCUACCUCUGGAGAUUGAGCGUGUGGAUGAUUCCUACAGCUGUGUUGUGGCUUAUUCAUUCACCAACCGGACUACACAUCUCAACACUGAACUCUGUCACACACGUUCAGACUCUGUCCACUGUUGUGGUUCUACUGAAGCUGUGAUUCGAUUGGUCCUCUCUGCUUUGGUGGGCGUGACUACUGUCAUUCUUCUGGUUUAUGACAUCAGAUCCAGAAGAGCUGAACAAGAUCAUGCACAUAUUCACACAUCAGGAAGUAUUGAAAUCUAAAGCAGAACGCUGAACUUUAGAGUUUCUUCAAGUGUGUUUUUUUUUUCUUCUAGUGUUUUUGUCAUAAUAAAUACUGAUGAUUAUUUAAGCUUGUGCUUUCUUUUCCAGUGUCAGAUUUUUAAAAAUAUAAUUUGAAAGGCUUUACUGUUUAUAUUUCUUUCAGAUACAUAAAAUAAAUGUAUAAAGGGACAAACAGAUCUCUAUUACCGCUGUUCAUUUGCCAUCUGUAUUUGCUUGCCUUUAUCAAUAAAGUUUUC